This is a messenger RNA of Leptonychotes weddellii (Weddell seal), 719 nucleotides long. The record is from RefSeq and is a predicted model, not a curated record. NCBI's taxonomy places the organism in Eukaryota, Metazoa, Chordata, Mammalia, Carnivora, Phocidae.
CCCCCUCCUCCCCGCACUUUCUCCGGCUCUCCCUCCCUCCCUCUCGGCUCUCACCGCCGGACUCCGCGCUCUUCUCGCUGGCCGCCGAGGGAGUCGCCGGCCGCCACCGCCCAGCCUGUACCUGCCGCCCCCCCGCCCAGGGCUUGGGCACCUGUUGGAGGCACAGACACAGCCAAGGGUGCUGCAUGAGGGGCCGCAGGGGCGACCGCAUGACCAUCAACAUCCAGGAGCACAUGGCCAUCAACGUGUGUCCUGGGCCCAUCCGGCCCAUCCGGCAGAUCUCUGACUACUUUCCCCGCCGGGGACCAGGACCUGAAGGCGGGGGCAGGGAUUUCAGGGAGGCCCCUGCCCGCCUGGCACCCCUGGCCCUGGCCCCGCCUGCAGCCCUCCUUGGGGCCACCACGCCCGAGGAUGGAGCGGAGGUGGACAGCUAUGACUCGGAUGAUACCACCGCCCUGGGCAUGCUGGAGUUUGACCUUCUCUACGACCAGGCCUCCUGCACUCUGCACUGCAGUAUCCUCAGGGCCAAGGGCCUCAAGCCCAUGGAUUUCAAUGGCCUGGCCGACCCCUAUGUCAAGCUACACCUGCUGCCUGGGGCCUGCAAGGCCAAUAAGCUAAAAACUAAGACUCAGAGGAACACGCUGAAUCCCGUGUGGAAUGAGGAUCUGACGUACAGUGGGAUCACGGAUGAGGACAUCACCCACAAGGUGCUCAGGUGA